GUGAGAAAUGCCUAUCAGUAACUUAAACCCCAGAAACUCCACCUUCUGAGUGAGGAGGCUGUGGGUUGAUGGAAAUGUAGUGAACAGAUUGAGACAGACAGUGAAUCAUUAGCAAACUGCAACGCCAGGAUGAACUUGUCUGGAACCUAAAAGGAGAAAGAAAGGGGGGACAGAGAGAGAGAGAGAGGAAAAGGACAAAACAAAUCAAAAAAGCAGCUCGCCUCUAUCGUUUCCUGGGGUUUUUUUUUGUUCCAUAAAAGCCAAAGUGGAUCUAAAAGCUGGUGGAUCGCCAGUUCAAGAUGCUCCUGGUUUCCCAGCGGGUAGAAGCACCACGCAUGGAGCCCCAUAUUCCGUCACAGGGAUCCAUUAAGAGGAAGUUGGAAGGUGACAGCUCUCCGGCCGCUAGCGUGGGACCCGAAGGGAUUUACGCUAAUGACGUCAAGAGGCCGUGUCUUGACGACGUGACUCUUUCUCUGGGACAGGGUACCAAUGCCAGCAUCUCCUGUCCCGAGAUGCAGAACUCUCCGUUCUCAAUGAAUCACAGCACCCCACCUCUGGGGGUCGCUGCCCAUCCCGUGCUACUGGAAAACAGCCACAUGAACGGCAGCGGCAUCGGUUCUCCCUUUUCGGUACCGCCCAAUCCGGAAAUAGGACAGAAAGGGUCCAUGGGAGGGCAGAACAACAUGAUUCAUUAUGACGAAAAAGUCAACAACCUGCAGUCGAUGGACCAGGAGCUGCAGGAUCUGCUGGAGGAGCUGACCAAAAUGCCCGACCCUUCUCCUAACGAGCUGGACCUCGAGAAGAUCCUGGGGAGCAAGCCGGAGGAGCCGCUCGCCAUGGGCCACCCGCAGCCGGCCUUGAGCACCACCCCCAAGCCUUCUCCCCAGACGUCUCAUUUGGAGAACCACAUUUCCGCCAAGGAGUUUUCUCCCGGCUGCAAUCCGACCAGUGGCGGGUCACCUCAGAUGCGACCGUCCUCUGCCGGGGCCAGUUAUCCAGUUCCGCCUCCCAACAAACCUACCGCCUCGCCCAUUUCUUCCACCGCCCAGGGCAAGAAUCCAUCCCAGCCUCUGCUUCCAGUCUCCUUGCCCACCCUCCCGGGGCCUCACUGGCAUCACGCGCACCAGCUGAAGGCCCUGGCGGCCAGCAAACAAGUGUCCUCUGCGAAACAACCAGUGGCGGCGGGGAGCUGGUCGACGAUGUCGCCUCCAGGCCUCUCGCCACCGUAUAGGCAAGGGUCCUCCCCCCACCACCAGCCUUUCAGCCCUCAGAACGUCCUGGUGUCCGGCAUGGCCGCCAACAGUUUGCCGGGGAACAACAUCCAGAGCCCUCCCAACUCCCUGCUCUCCAGCAUGGCCUCGAGCGGCAACCCAACGAGCGGGCCUUCUCCGCCGUACGGCUCCGAGAAACUUUCCAGUCCGGCUCUCAAUCAGCAGCAGUUCAGCCCUCAGAAUCCCAUGCUGGCAACCAUGGCCCCCGCAGCCAUCACUGCGAAUAACAUUAAGAGCCCACAGAGCAACUUGGUGUCCAACAUGGCGGCCACCAAUACUGGGCCUUCCCCUCCCUACAGACCGGAAAAGCUGUCGAGCCCCGCCCUCCACCAGCAACCCUUCAGCCCUCAGAACGCAUUAAUCCCCGCUAUCACCCCGGCCAGUAACUCGACGAGCAUGCAGAGUUCGCUCUAUAAAUCCAUGACGACAAAUCAGCCCAAAAGCCUGAACGUGAUUUUGCAGCAGUCGCCCAACGGCUUGCAGUCCAGCCUGGUGAAUGAGAGCGCCGUGGCCCAAGAGCAGUUUUCCUUUAGUAACACCAAGCCCCUGUCCCACUUUGCUUCUGAGUCCGCUCCUCAGAAGAUGCCCUCUAUGCCGGCAGGGACAGGGCAGCCGUCCCUGCUGCACUACUUACAGCAACCGCAGCAGGCCUCGUCCGGCCAGCAGGCCCAGCAGUCUCCCAGCAAUACACAGUUUUUGCUACAACGGAUAAUGCUGCCCCGACAACAGAUACAGAGGCAAAUGCAGCCUGCCGCUUUGUCUUCUCAGCCUAGGCAGGAGUCAAAUCCUGGAAUUGUUGCCAGGCUCCAAGAACCUGGCACCCUACCAAGUGCAGGCAGCUCGGCCCCAGCUCCGGCUCCCGCUCCAGCCACAGUCAAUGGCUGUAUGAGGAACCAUUUAUUGAAGCAACAGAUUCUGCGGCGACAGCACAUUAUGCAGCAGGAGAAGCAGAGACCGAAUAUCAUGGCGGUGACGUCGGAUCAACGGACUUCAUUCGUACCUCAGCAGAUGAGUCAGUUUCAAACAGUUCCACAACCUAUGCCUUCCGACUGCGGCCAGCCCAUGCCCACUCCUCCGCCUAAUCACCGCAUGAUGUCAUCCACCUCCGGCAUCCUUCAGAACACUCUGGGGUCGGGGAUCAUCCCGACCACCGUCAACCAGAACAGUGGGACCAUGGUCAUGAUCCCCCAUAACCCGGCGAAGCACCCGGGGAUGUUUCCGCCCAGCCCUGAUUUUAACAUCUCCCUGCGCCCAAGCCAGACGUCUCUGGGCCUGGGUUCGGGUUGCCAGACGGCUCACAGUCACUCCACGGCGCGCGCUGGGAUGGCUCUCCCCGCGUUUAGUUCCAGCCCCCUGGCCAACCAUUCGGCGAGCCCCCUCCACAUCAGACAGCCCAGUAUGCCAAGAAUUCCCAACGUCUACACCAACUCCUCCUCCCAGCUGUGGACACCGACGGGGGUCUCUCGGAUGCCCAGUCAGAGCCAGGUGGAUACCAGCAUGCAGCAGUUCUCCAACAGCCCUGUCUUCUCCAAACAAAACGUGAGGCCCAAUCUUCCAGGGCAGCAGUUCUCCCAUCAGGCGGUGGUGCCCCCAAAUCAGAUUGCGCCCGGAGUGCAGGUCAGGCAGAUCCCCAAACUGAACAUCACCCAGCCCAGCCAAAGCCUCAGCCCGCUGAAUAGCCAGAAUUUAAGACACAACCUCACCAGAGGCCCGAUGCCGGCCAUGAGUGUUAUGAAAUCCAUGCCGCAGAGCGUGUCCAGUUUCAAUCAGAUCGGUUCCGCGCCGGGCAUCGGGCCACCGAGUUAUCCAUCCACAGGCCAGCCCUCUGGGACUUUCGGGAGAAUGAGUUCCUCGGCGGAACUGCCGCAAUACGAUUUUGUCCCCCAGCAGAACAAUUCCAUCCUGCCGGCGAACUGCAGCGAGACUGACUUCAUUGAUUCUCUCAUGAAAAACAGCAGCAGCACGGAUGAAGACUGGUUGAACAAUUUGACAAUGAUAGAUGACAUUUUGGGACAACAUGCUCCAAGUUCUGGACAUGUCUAGCUCCCAGUGGCCUAGAUUUGUACAUACCUUACGUCUCACUUCAAACCGCCCAUGACCACCAAAAACCAACCAUAUAUUAGGAAGAAAAAAGAAAAAAGAAAAAAACAAAAAGCCAGCCUCUUUCAGUCCCGAUUGAGAGGACGCAGCCAAUUCUUUGCCUGUGACAAAGCUGAAUAUUGGCAGUUUUUCAAACAACUGUAUAUACUUGAACAUUUUGUAAAUUAUGUUUUCGUAAACAUUAAAUAUAGAAGUAUUUAUACUUCUUUCGUGACUGUUUGUAAAUACAUCUAUAGCUUAAUUUUUGUUUUAUUAUAGGAGUCUCAUUUACUAUCUCUUGUUCCAAAUAUGCAAAUAAUUUUGUUAGUUUGGUAAUACUGUGUAUUACAGCCUGAAAUACUUAUGUUUUUGACAUAAUCCAAAACAUGAACUAGAGGUGUCUAGCAAACCGACCACAUCACCAGGGCAGAGAGAAUGAAAACACCAUUUGGCCAUGAGUUUCCAUUUUCAGAAAAUACUCCUUCCCCACUUUUUUUUAAAUCUUGGUCCCAACGUUUUCAGCCAUCACUAACUCUUGAUGGGUGGUUAGAUUUAAGUAUCAGACACAUCUGGUAAAUGCUUUUAGGCUAAAUGUACACUCCUGAUAAAAAACAGAGAGACAGACUGGUAGCGUUGUUUAAAGGGAGGAUAGCAGCUGCAAGACGAGAGAUCGAGGAAGCUGAACUUGGAGGGAACGGGAAAGUAUUCUGUCGCUCUGAAGACAAAAUCUGUCUGGUUUGCACACCUCUACAGUGUAUAUUUGUAGUGUACAGGUGAUUUGUUCCUGGACUUAAAGCUUUUCACAAUCUGUUUUAAUGUGAGACUUUUUGGUUCAGGAAAAAAGUCUAAAACAUUAAUAGUUCAUCUUUGGUUCGUCUGAUGUUUUCUGUCUGCAACUAUUGUCAUAUGUAUAUUUAAGAGUCUGUUUAUAAAAGAUCCACUGUACUGUAAAUUCUUAAAAUGUUCAUACUUUGUGUAAUCAUAUUUUAAUAGUCACAUCAUACUUCUGCUAUACAUUUGUAAUAUAAUGUCAGCUUCAAGCACAGAAUGUUUUUUCUUCAUACCAUAAUAAACUGCCAGGGGAAAAUUGCA
This is a messenger RNA of Ornithorhynchus anatinus (platypus), 4442 nucleotides long. It is a transcript of the gene MAMLD1, whose product is annotated as mastermind like domain containing 1. The coding region runs from base 300 to 3314 and encodes 1004 amino acids. The record is from RefSeq and is a predicted model, not a curated record. Gene Ontology annotation, cellular component: nuclear body. NCBI's taxonomy places the organism in Eukaryota, Metazoa, Chordata, Mammalia, Monotremata, Ornithorhynchidae. The transcript has 5 exons. Gene Ontology annotation, biological process: regulation of transcription by RNA polymerase II.